AAUCUCACUUUAUGAAGCUCAAGACAAGACUAGAAGCAGCAGUGGCAGUACUGCACCACUCUUCUGCUCAGCUUUAGACCAUUUUCUUCUUCUUCUUCAAAAUCUUUCCAAAUCUAUCCAAAAAAAGAAAGGCUCAAGAUCAUGAACCAACAUUUCCCACUAAUUCUCUUCUUCCUUCUCCUCCACCAAAAAUGUCUUCUUUCCGCCAAUGCAGCAGACAUGUUCAUCAGAACCAGAGGAAUCCACUUCUUCCUCAACGGCACCCCUUUUUACGCCAAUGGCUUCAACGCCUACUGGCUCAUGUACCUCGCUUCCGACCCUUCCCAGAGGCCCAAAGUCUCCGCUGUUUUCCGGCAGGCCGCCGCCCAUGGCCUCACUGUUGCAAGAACUUGGGCUUUCAGUGAUGGUGGAUACAGACCUUUGCAGUAUUCUCCUGGCGCUUACAAUCAACAAAUGUUCAAGGGAUUGGACUUUGUUGUGGCUGAAGCGAGGAGACAUGGGAUCAAGCUGAUACUAAGCUUGGCCAAUAACUAUGACAGCUUUGGGGGGAAGAAGCAGUAUGUGAACUGGGCUAGAAAUCGAGGGCAGUAUCUGACAUCUGAUGAUGAUUUCUUCAGAAACUCUGUUGUUAAAGGGUUUUACAAGAAUCAUAUAAGUAGUGUUCUUAACAGGUACAACACCAUUACUGGAAUUGUUUACAAGAAUGAUCCCACAAUUAUGGCUUGGGAGCUGAUGAAUGAGCCCAGAUGCACAUCAGAUCCAUCAGGCAGAACCAUUCAGGCCUGGAUAAUGGAAAUGGCUUCUUACCUGAAGUCCAUCGACAGGAAUCACUUGCUGGAGAUUGGCUUAGAAGGAUUCUACGGCCAAUCAUCUUCUAAUUGGAGGACUAACCUUAAUCCUGGUUUCACCAUUGGAACAGACUUCAUUGCAAACAACCGGAUUCCCGCCAUUGAUUUUGCUACUGUCCACUCCUACCCUGAUCAGUGGCUAUCCAGCUCCGAUGAUCAAAAGCAACUUUCUUUCCUGAGCAAUUGGCUCGACGCACACAUCCAAGAUGCUCAGUUCAUUCUCCACAAGCCCUUACUCAUCACUGAAUUCGGGAAAUCCUGGAAAGAUCCCGGUUUCAGCCCCUACGAGCGCGACACGCUAUUCAACACUGUGUAUUCCAAGAUAUACGCAUCUGCCAAACAUGGUGGAGCUGCGGCUGGCGGCCUCUUCUGGCAGCUAUUAACCGAAGGGAUGGACUCUUUCCGUGAUGGCUAUGAGAUAAUACUCGAUGAGAAUUCAUCGACUGCAAAUGUGAUAGCUCAGCAGGCUCACAAGUUAUACCAGAUCAGGAAAAUAUUUUCCAGGAUGAGAAACUGGGGAGUGUGGAGGCGUGGUCGGGCCAGACGGGCUCCGUGGCUUGCAGCUGGAAACAAAGGAAAGCGAAUUGGUAACUGAUACUUACAGACAGGUUUUUUAACUAUAAGUAAGGAAGAAUGUUGGGUUGUUUAAAUCUCUCUUAGGGAUGGAUAAUGUUCGUCCAGGAGGGUAUAGAUUGCAUGAAUCGUGGAUACCAGAAAUUUGAUGCUUAUUGAGUAUGUAAGAGAAUGGUUUGUGGAGAACUAUAACUAUGAAUGUCAUGUUUCUUGUACUAAACUUUGUGUUGUUUUUCUUGGGCAGUGAUGGGUGUUUUAUGUGUUA
Molecule: messenger RNA, 1686 nt
Organism: Sesamum indicum (sesame)
Lineage: Eukaryota; Viridiplantae; Streptophyta; Magnoliopsida; Lamiales; Pedaliaceae
Gene: MAN7
Product: Glycosyl hydrolase superfamily protein
Biological process (GO): polysaccharide catabolic process
Molecular function (GO): mannan endo-1,4-beta-mannosidase activity
Source: RefSeq, a predicted model, not a curated record